Messenger RNA from Puccinia graminis f. sp. tritici CRL 75-36-700-3, 2489 nucleotides. RefSeq lists its product as uncharacterized. Gene Ontology annotation, molecular function: protein binding. The coding region runs from base 100 to 1986 and encodes 628 amino acids. NCBI's taxonomy places the organism in Eukaryota, Fungi, Basidiomycota, Pucciniomycetes, Pucciniales, Pucciniaceae. The transcript has 3 exons. The record is from RefSeq and is a predicted model, not a curated record.
UCGGCAUCCUCUUCCUGUCUCCUCCCAACCCAAAUUGUACUUGCAAGAUAUUCUCGUAUCUUUGACUUUGUACAACAUAAAACAUUCAAUCCAACGACCAUGUCUUCUCAACAAGCACCCCUGUUUAUCAAGAUCAAACACGCCAACUCGACUCGGAAAGUCCGAGUACCCAAUCAACCUGCGCCUGUCUGGUCAAAGCUUUCGGCGGCGAUCGUCGGCAGGUUCGGAAUCCCAGAGGGCCAACCAAUCGGCUUGCAAUACCUCGACCCGGAGGGUGACAUCAUCACCAUCUCUUCUCAAGUCGAGUUCGACGAACUUUGGCACGAAAUCACUCUUGCUGCUAAACCCAACCAGAAGGGCGGUGUCGAUCAAAGGACUCUCAGCUUAGAGCUCAUCCUUAUCGAUCAUCAACCAACUCAGCCCAAGCCGUCCAGCGACCUCACCAAAGUUCAUCACCCGGAGGCCGGUUCGAUCUCGACAGAAGGGUCCACUUUCCAACUCAUUCCAACUCCUGUCGAUGGCUCAAGCACUUCAACUGUUGAUCCUGCCUCUGACUCCGCUCAUCUUGGCCCUGCUGCAGCCAAGGGCAAUAAUCCGAUCAAGGGUGCAAGUGACCCGACCCCUGGUACUGCAGCAUCUGACCCACCCGAAUAUCCGAUCAACACUUCGCCCUCUCCCAACAGUCGGAGCCCCCUCGUUGACUCGAACCUUGGUCUGUCUGCUUUGAUCACUGCGAUCGAUGCAAUCGCUCCCAAGCUACAGGAUACCCUUGGUGGCUAUGCACAGAUGAUCGUCCAGGUGAGCGACCAGCUCAGCGAUACCUGUCGGGUCAUUGCCAGUCAUUUAAAAGAACCCUCGACCCAAGCGGGCCCCAACCCUCGGCCAGCCCCAUUCGGAGAGCGAUAUCCCUCGGCUCACCCUACAUCCGCCCCGCGCAUGAGUCCAUCUCACGUGAAUUACGGGUUUACCCCAGCAUCAGACUGGAACCCAAGCGGCCCUACUGCUCCCCCGGCCUCGGUAUUUCCGUGCAGCUCUCCUCAAGCCCCCUUGUGGUUCACUAGACCGCCACUCGGGGAGGCCACUCAUCCCAACGCAUUCUAUCCUUCAGUCCCUCGAGAGAAAAAAUGCAAUGCCCCAUCGUACGCAAAACAUUCCUUUGGUUUCGGAAACACACCGGACAAAGAUCGGAUCAACCCGACAAUCUUCUCUCACGACUACCUCAAUGUACCUAGGAAGAGCUUCGUUGGAGGCGUAGCUCAUGUUGAUCCAUGGGCAUAUUUCCACAGCGCUAACCCAAAAUUUGAAAGCAACUCUCCCAAUUCGCCUGACAAGAUCCACUUUGGCGCGGCAGGCUUUGGAAAUGUGCGCGGGAAAGGCAAAAGCGGGCCCAGCCCAAUCUUCGCAAACAACUCACCCAGCUCGCCCGUUAAGACCAAAUUCAGUGGUGUAGGUAAUCAGAAAUCACGCGAAAAAGGGUGGAACAGCUUCACGCCGCCCGCGCCUAUCAACGCUUUCAAUCCAGCCGGCAGGAGCAACUUCGGAUGCACUUCACAAGAGAACCUGGCCAAGCAUUCACCUGCUCCUUCGUCCGACCUUCCCAAGACAUUCUCACCAAUCAAUCGUCAAAAGAAGAAGCAGUCUUCCGACUUUUCGGACGAUGAAACCAACGGCUGGCUCGAGCCCCCCAACGCCAACAAAACUGGAGGGUCCGCUACAAAGGGUGUACAUGGAAAGACGAUGGCUGAGCAAGCUGCUACUACCAGCCCUCGUGCAAACGAUGUCGGGGGGAUAGAGAAAAAGAAAGGACCAGUUAGUUGGGCAGAUAUGCCGGAUUGGCAACCCCCGGUGAUGGGUCGGGGCUUCGUCCCUAAGUUCAAAUCCAGAAACCCUCCCACUCGAAAAGCCCCUAGUAGCUUCCCUGACUUAGAAGAGGCCAGCGAUGACGAGUCUCUGGUUGAAGAUGGCUGGGGUCCUAAGUUGGUCUGAUCGCAACACUCAAGCCUUCAUCUAUCGGUACUUAUUUGGCUUUCCCGCUUGUUCAUCAUCUGCUAUGCUUCAAAAACCCCAAAAACAAAAACAAAAAAUUCCAUAUAUGUAUGUCUGCUAUCUAUGUUUGUAUUCCACUCGACCCCGAAAAAAACAAGAAACACGAAUUGUGCCUGUUUGUACUACUCUUGUAUUUAUGUGCCUUCAUAAAUGACUCUAAACACGAUAUGAGUCGGUCGACUGGGCCAUCAGCUUUCAUAGUCUACUGUGUUUUCCUGUCUCUACAUGACACCACUACACUUACAUAUUGAAGUUAUUAUAUGCCCGAUAGCUAUAUUGCUUCCCUCGUCUCACUUAUCUUCUUCACUGUCUUUUAUGUCUCUACAGUUAUGUGGUUAUCAGAAAUCAAAUGAGUUUGAUCAAACAAUGUUGCUUGGAAAACGAGUCGAACAGAAUAAUCCGAGUCAGAAACAUACACACUUGAUGAUGGGAUUCUCAAAGGG